Messenger RNA from Telopea speciosissima, 746 nucleotides. RefSeq names its product 60S ribosomal protein L13-1. The transcript has 4 exons. Gene Ontology annotation, molecular function: RNA binding; structural constituent of ribosome. The record is from RefSeq and is a predicted model, not a curated record. The coding region runs from base 51 to 674 and encodes 207 amino acids. Gene Ontology annotation, biological process: translation. Lineage: Eukaryota; Viridiplantae; Streptophyta; Magnoliopsida; Proteales; Proteaceae. Gene Ontology annotation, cellular component: ribosome; cytosolic large ribosomal subunit.
UCAUAUUGGCAUUGUAUUAUUCAGUCUUAUUGCUAUUUUGUAGGUAAGUCAUGGUUAAGCAUAAUAAUGUUGUACCUAGUGGGCACUUCAGAAAGCACUGGCAGAAUUAUGUCAAGACAUGGUUUAAUCAGCCUGCUCGCAAGACCAGAAGACGUCUGGCAAGGCAAAAGAAAGCUGUGAAAAUUUUCCCACGGCCUACAGCUGGCCCCCUUCGUCCUAUCGUUCAUGGACAGACCCUAAAGUACAACAUGAAAGUUAGAGCUGGCAGGGGGUUUUCUCUUGAAGAGCUUAAGGCAGCAGGAAUUCCAAAGAAACUUGCCUCAACUAUUGGAAUCAGUGUUGAUCAUCGCCGCAAGAACCGCUCCCUUGAGGGUCUUCAAGCUAAUGUGCAGAGGCUGAAGACUUACAAGGCCAAGUUAGUUGUCUUUCCAAGGCGCGCCCGGAAAUUCAAGGCUGGUGAUUCUAGUCCAGAAGAAUUGGCAACGGCAACUCAAAUCAAUGCUGAUUACAUGCCUAUUGCACUGGAGAAGCCGUCUGUUGAGUUGGUCAAGGUUACAGAAGAGAUGAAAUCAUUUAAUGCCUAUGCCAAGUUGCGUCUUGAACGUACGAACGAGCGCCACAUUGGUGCCAGGAUGAAGAAGGCUGCCGAGGCAGAGAAAGAAGAGAAGAAAUAGUAACUCAAUGAAUCAGCUUCUUAAUGUGCCGGUUGAGAGUUUUUAAGUCUUUGGCUCUGAUUGGUGUUCCUU